Molecule: messenger RNA, 1554 nt
Organism: Kazachstania africana CBS 2517
Lineage: Eukaryota; Fungi; Ascomycota; Saccharomycetes; Saccharomycetales; Saccharomycetaceae
Gene: CLN2
Product: cyclin CLN2
Exons: 1
Coding region: 1-1554 (517 amino acids)
Biological process (GO): regulation of G1/S transition of mitotic cell cycle; regulation of cyclin-dependent protein serine/threonine kinase activity
Source: RefSeq, a predicted model, not a curated record
AUGUCUACAGGCCUCGUCGUCACAGCAAAGCAAACCUACUACCCUAUAGAAUUAUCAAACUCAGAAUUAUUAGCACACUAUGAAACAAUCCAAGAUUAUCAAAAUGAUAUUGCAACUGAUAUGAUCACUCAAUCAAAUAAAUAUAAACCAAACCCAAAGUUGAUAGAUCAACAACCUGAAAUGAACCCUCAAAAUACAAGACAUCAAAUCAUAUCUUUCCUUUUCGAAUUGUCAAUCAUGACUCGUGUCACUAACGGUGUAUUCUUCCAAUCAGUAAGAUUAUACGAUCGUUACUGUUCAAAGAGAGUCGUCCUUAAGGAUCAAGCAAAAUUAGUAGUGGCAACCUGUCUCUGGUUAGCUGCAAAGACUUGGGGUGGUUGUAACCAUGUCAUCAAUAAUGUCGUGGUUCCUACAGGUGGCAGAUUCUAUGGUCCAAAUCCAAGAGCAAGAAUUCCAAGAUUAGGUGAACUCGUACAUUAUUGUGGUGGCAGUGAUAUCUUCGAUGAAUCAAUGUUUUUACAAAUGGAAAGACAUAUCUUGGAUACUUUAAACUGGGAAAUUUGUGAACCAAUGAUUAACGAUUACGUAUUAAAUGUCGAUGAAAAUUGUUUGAUUCAAUAUGAAUUAUACGAAAGACAGGUGGAACAGAAAAAGAUCUGGUUAAAUAAGAGACAAUCACAAUCUUCACAGGAUAGUGAUGCAACCGUAGAUGACGAAAAUAUCAACGUUAAUGAAGAAGAAGAUGAAGAUUUAAAUUUAAAAAUUCAAUUAAUUAAUUUGAAAAAAUUUUUAACCGAUCUAUCUACUUGGCAAUACGAUUUAUUAGAUUUUGAAAUCUUCGAAAUGGCUCAUGGUCUUUUCUCCAUUAUCAAUAGAUUCACAAAUCAAGAUCAAGGCCCUUUUUUACCAACUCCAGUACCAUCAAUAAGUAAACAAACACAAUUAUCCAACAUCUUCAUGACUGCAAUUUUAAAUAUUCCAUCUUCACUUUUGGAAGUCUAUAAAGAUCAAAAGGGUAUUCUUGACUUCAUCAAAAAUGUUAAAGAUUAUCACUUCAACUUACAAAAAAGAUUACAUAUUGCAACAUCUCUCGAUCUAUCCAGAAGAAACACAACAGUCGCUGCCACUACCUGCAAUUCAGAACAUUCUUCAUCCAUCCCAUCUCCUGUCUAUUCAAAUCAAAGUUACACUCCUAUGAGAAACGUAAGUGCACAAUCAGAAAGUAGUGUAUUCAGUGCAAUGAUGAGCCAAGCUUCUCCAAUUACACCAACAAUGUACACAUUCCAACAUAAAAAUGAAAGCGCUUGCACAAGUACAAUAAGUGUAGCAAGUCUGCCAAAUAAUAAUAAUCAUGUCAAUAAAAAUGGCGAUCUUUAUUUUAGUGAAAAUAACAAAGAGAACGAAAUCCCUGCACAACAUAUGGCUCAUCAAAUACCACCAAAGGCAAAAUUUAUAAAUACCGGCAUAUUCAGCUCACCAAACAAUAGUACGGCAUCCAGUAAUAGAUCCUCCAUGAUCUCAUUAGCCAUCGGAAAUGUAAAUAACAUGGUAUGA